Molecule: messenger RNA, 951 nt
Organism: Guyanagaster necrorhizus
Lineage: Eukaryota; Fungi; Basidiomycota; Agaricomycetes; Agaricales; Physalacriaceae
Product: translation initiation factor 6
Exons: 5
Coding region: 148-885 (245 amino acids)
Biological process (GO): cytosolic ribosome assembly
Molecular function (GO): ribosome binding
Source: RefSeq, a predicted model, not a curated record
AUAACUCGGAUCCGAAGUGUCUGACUCCGCGCUUCCGAUCAUAUGACAGAUAAAUAGAACGAGAAAAAAAUUUCUUCUGCGUCCCUCCCUCUUCCAACAAAUCAUUUCGACAGCAUUCGCUACAUUUUCCAGGUCUCUCCUCCUCUUAUGGCUACCCGUAUUCAGUUUGAAAACAACAGCGACAUUGGCGUCUUCUCCAAGUUGACGAAUAGCUAUUGCCUGGCCGCUAUCCAGGGUAGCACAAAUUUCUACUCGGCCUUUGAAAGCGAACUUGGAGAUGUCAUUCCUAUCGUGCACACGAGUAUUGGCGGGACGCGGAUAAUAGGACGGUUGACGGCCGGGAACCGUCACGGUCUUUUGGUUCCAGCCUCCACCACUGACCAGGAGCUCCAACAUCUGCGCAACUCCCUCCCAGACGCCGUCGCCGUCCAGCGGGUUGAAGAACGACUUUCUGCCCUUGGAAAUGUCAUCGCAUGUAACGACUAUGUCGCGCUUGUUCAUCCAGAUGUCGAUCGGGAAACAGAAGAGAUCAUCGCAGAUGUCUUGAAGGUCGAGGUGUUCAGGCAGACGGUCGCCGAUAACGUUUUGGUGGGGAGUUACUGUGCGAUCACAAAUCAGGGCGGUCUGGUCCAUCCAAAAACAAGUAUACAGGAUCAAGAUGAAUUGAGUAGUCUUCUACAAGUCCCGUUGGUGGCUGGAACGGUAAAUCGCGGUUCGGACGUCAUUGGUGCCGGCCUCGUCGUGAAUGACUGGUGUGCAUUCACAGGUCUAGAGACAACUGCAACAGAGAUCAGUGUCAUAGAAGCCGCUUUCAAGCUGCAAGGACAAGACUCCGCCGCCGUUAUAGGAGAGAUGCGCGAUUCGCUUAUUGACAACUGGGCGUGAACAAGAAAGCAAAACGGUUGGAAGCAGUCAUCAUAUGUAGAGCUAAUAUCUUGUUGUCGAGCGUUU